AGUACUUGUCCUACCAAAUAGACAUUGCAUUAGACUUGAGAGUAAACAAACAUGGCUGACGAUUCGAUUGUGUUUUGCCAAAGAGAACUUCCAAUGAGUGCUUUUCCGAUAAUUUCGGAAAUCAGGCGCCAAGGACAGCUUUGCGAUGUUACACUCAAAGUUGGUGAUCAGAAGCUAUCCGCUCACAGAAUAAUCCUAGCAGCAACUAUUCCAUAUUUCCAUGCCAUGUUUACACAUGACAUGGUAGAGAAUAAACAGUCAGAGAUCUUGAUGCAAAGUGUGGAGCCAAGUGCUUUGGAAGCCCUAGUCAACUUUGCUUAUACUGGAAGGAUAGUAAUUGACUUGAAUAAUGUCCAGUCAUUGUUAAUUGUUGCUGGGUUUCUUCACAUGCAAGCUGUCAAAGACGCUUGCACAAGUUAUCUCAAGAGCAAACUUGAUUCAUCCUCCUGUUUAUCUGUGCGCCAGUUUGCUGACCAGUAUCAAUGUCCAAGCCUAGUUGAAGCCGCCAAUAAGUACAUUCAAAAUAAUUUUCGACAUGUUGCUUUGUCAUCAGAUUUCCUCUCAUUACCUAAGUCAGAGGUGCUGGAGAUACUGUCUCAUGAUGAACUCUAUGUGACCUCAGAAGAACAGGUUUUUGAGUCUGCCAUGAGGUGGAUCAAACAUGAUCCAGAAAACCGUGUCAAAGAUUUACCAGAACUAAUGGUCAGAGUAAGACUGCCCUUAUUGACCCCUCAGUAUCUAAGUGACCAUGUGGCCACAGAAGACAUUAUUAAGAACUCUCUUCAGUGCAGGGAUCUUUUAGACGAAGCCAGAGAUUAUCAUUUGAUGCCAGAGAGGAGAUUACUCAUGCAGACUUUUAAAACCAGGCCCAGGUGUUGUACAGAUAAUCCUGGAUUUAUUUAUGCUGUGGGUGGACUGACCUCAUCAGGUGAUUCCUUAAGUACAGUUGAAAGGUUUGACCCGAUUACUGGUCAGUGGACACCUGGGGAACCAAUGAACACAAUGAGAAGUCGAGUUGGAGUGACUGUUCUCAAAGGACGCCUGUAUGCAAUAGGAGGCUACAAUGGUAUGGAGAGACUAGACACUGUAGAGGUCUAUGAUCCUGUUAUCAAAAGGUGGACUCGUGUGGCUUCCAUGCACUGCAAGAGAAGCGCACUUGGAGCUGUGAGUUUGAACAAUAAAAUCAUUGUCUGUGGAGGCUAUGAUGGUGUGACCUCAUUGCGAUCUUGUGAAACCUAUGACCCUGACGCUGACACGUGGUGUCCCAUGCUUCCCAUGCACAAACAUCGUAGUGCUGCUGGCGUAACGGUAUUACGAGGUUGUGUUGUCAUCUGUGGCGGGCAUGAUGGGCUUUCAAUAUUUGACUCAGUGGAGUCCUACAACCCAGCCACAGGGGAAUGGAAAAUCCUGCCUUCAAUGACCUCCAAACGCUGCCGCCUAGCAGUGGCUACCUUGAAUGAUAAAGUGUAUGCUGUAGGUGGCUAUGAUGGCUAUGUAUUCCUUAAGUCUGUGGAGAGGUUUGAUCCUGACACGCAGAUAUGGGAGCCGAUUUCAACACUGCAGGUCAAGAGAAGUCGUGUCUCUGUGGCUGCUACGUACGGACGUCUCUAUGCCAUUGGAGGCUAUGAUGGUCAAGGGAAUCUAGGCACUGUAGAGAUGUACGACCCAAACACAGACGAGUGGAAGUUUGUUGCUAGUAUGAGUGCUCAUGAGGGGGGUGUUGGGGUAGGUGUUAUAUCUAUGGACUCGCUGGUGGAUGAGACGGUAGUCAACUAAGUCAAUGGGAGAAGCCCUACAGUUCAAACUGCUUUUUUCUUUUAAUUAAAAUUGACAACUUUUAAAAGCAGACAAAAAUGGAGUGAUAAUUGCUAUUUAUUGGGUCAUUUACUAAACAAAAUUUGUUGUUCGAAUCCAGAUUGUUUUAUUUUUGUGCACACCAGCACUGCAUAUUAAAGGUCAUCUAUUUAUUUGAAAUGCUCCUUUUAUUUUGUGCGUACAAAUUGAGGACAACUAAAGACAUUGUUGUUGUUAAAAAAAGAUGAACGCUCAGCCAGAGUGUAUUUGUAUUUGUGUUGCACUCUAUGGUAUUGAAUAAGAUCAAAUCUGAUCUAGUGGGAUAAUGAAUCAAACCUCGGAUCACAAUCUUGUUUUUUUCUUUAUAUGUUUUUUUUUUAUUCUUGAUUGUGUAUGCGAUCACUUUGUUACCUGUCCAAUGUUGAAACAAAAGAAAUGUUUCAAAAACACGUUUGUUAAAAUUUUACAUUUCUAUGCAUAUUGUUUCCAACACAGGGAGUCCUUAUCCAUGUAUUGAUCAAAGAUGGGCCUUUUGCAAUGUUUUGUUCAAAAUAUGUUUUGUUCUUUUAAGUAAAUAUGUUUAUAGAAAUUCUACAGUGUGUUGCCCCUGUGUGUCUUGGCUGUGGUUUCUAGUCAAGUUAGUUCCGUGCUCUCUCUAAUUGUUGCAUUGAUAGCUAGUCUGUUCAUGUUCUUUUCUCAAUCUACUUAUGGAAGGUUUCCUUUUUUUUAAAGUAACUAAAACAGACACGAGAUAAUUGAUAUCACUAUUCGUAUCUAAAUUAUUUAAAUCACUACUUAUCAUGAACCACAAAGCUAGAAUGGUAUAUUAGAUGUAGAAAAGGACAACCAUUUUUGACAGAUUGAGGUAGCAAAUAUAUAGAUUGCAAGUCUCAAUUAGAAAAUUGUCUUUCCACUAAUUGGUCUCCACCAUGUUAUCAGAAUAACAAAACUGCAUGACAUGGUCAGAGUCAUUGUUUGAUUGAAUAUAAAGCCAUGAAAUGUUUACUUGGCAUUGACUUCAUGAAAUGUAACAUUUGAAUGUAUAUGGGUGAGUAAUGUCUUUCAAUCACUUGAAUGUCUGUUGGUUAUAAAUGCAUUUAUUAAAUUGAUCUCAUUAUAAAUCUAUCAUUUUA
Biomphalaria glabrata is the source of this 2927-nucleotide messenger RNA. Its product is annotated as kelch-like protein 18. The transcript has 13 exons. The record is from RefSeq and is a predicted model, not a curated record. Lineage: Eukaryota; Metazoa; Mollusca; Gastropoda; Planorbidae. Gene Ontology annotation, molecular function: protein binding. The coding region runs from base 52 to 1776 and encodes 574 amino acids.